UAAUAUCUAAAUAUUUUCGUUCUAAUUUCAAUUGUGUUUACUAAUUUACUAUAAAUUAUUAAACUAAACACUAAAAUUGUUCAAUAUUAUUCAAAUAAUUAUUGUUAAAUUGUGAUGUAGUGUUAAAAAAAUUAAAUUUGAAUUUGUGAGGUUAAAUCAGAAUGUCACAGUCUCAGCAAGAAAAAAGGUCUUUUACGGCCCAGGAAUGGGACUAUUUAAUCAAAUAUUUCGUAGGAAACAAUUUUCGUUAUAGAGAAAACAUAAUUAUACCCAAAAGUGUCGGUCCGGUACAAAUAAAGACCAAUGAAGAAAAGAUGGUGGAAUCGUUCUUUGAAAGUUGUACAUUUAAGUCUCUUAUGAGUUGUGUUGUUGGUUAUGGUUUGGGAGCGGCUAUAGGUCUUUUCUCAUCAAGUAUAGGACCUGCUUCGGUUACCGAUACCACAGAGCCCCAAACAGCAAGACAAGUGUUUAGAGAAAUGAAAACGACCACUCUAGGUUAUGCUAAAAAUUUCGCGUUAAUAGGAGCUCUAUUUUCUGGAGUCGAAUGUGUAAUUGAAUCUUCUAGAGGAAAGUCAGAUUGGAAAAACGGGACGUAUGCAGGAGGAGUCACAGGUGGAUUGAUAGGUUUAAGAGCCGGUGUAAAAGCUGGGGUUGUAGGUGCAAUGGGUUUUGCAGCCUUUUCGACAGCCAUAGAUUACUAUAUGCAUUCAAGAUUUUAGGUUAUUAUUGUCUA
Molecule: messenger RNA, 733 nt
Organism: Psylliodes chrysocephalus
Lineage: Eukaryota; Metazoa; Arthropoda; Insecta; Coleoptera; Chrysomelidae
Source: the annotation of a GenBank genome assembly